Messenger RNA from Rhipicephalus sanguineus (brown dog tick), 1853 nucleotides. RefSeq lists its product as uncharacterized. NCBI's taxonomy places the organism in Eukaryota, Metazoa, Arthropoda, Arachnida, Ixodida, Ixodidae. The record is from RefSeq and is a predicted model, not a curated record.
UGUGAAGACAUAUUCCGGAGAGAAGAAAUCCGUCGGACCUGCAGCAUUUCAGACGCGAGUAUCAGUGUCGCGCGCUGCUUAUCACUGCUGCGUUUCGGUGUCGCGCGCUGUAAAAUAUUUUUUCAUCGAAGAUGUCAGGAGGCAAGAAGUGUUCCUUUAAUGCGGACUGGGCGAACCCAAGUGUCUCCGACUAUGCAAGUUGGAUUAGGCCUGUGGAAAAUGAUCCGCACAAAGCCAUGUGUACAGUUUGCCAAAAAAUGUUUUUGCUGAGCAACAAGGGUCACAGAGCUGUUUCAAGUCAUGCCUCUAGCAAGAAGCACAUUGCUGCAUUGAAUUUUCUCAAAAGUGCUUCCCAGCCAAAGCUAUUGUCAUUUUUUAAGAGCCCGACGUACGCCUCGCCUAGCAGUAGCGCUGGAUCUGCGCCUGCUGCUACCGAAGUUGCAGUGAACAGCUCCUGUGCAAGUGUCAGUGGGUGGUUUUUGUUUAAGAACAACGUGACUAAAGCAGAAAUAAUUUGGUGUCUCAAUACCAUAAUGACACAUGGAUCCUUUCAUUCUGCGGCAGCAUCUGCAGCACUUUUUCCACUGAUGUUUCCCACUUCUGAGAUGGCUGCAAAAGUUCAGCUGGGUAAAGAAAAGGUAGGCUACACCAUUUGCGAUGGCAUUGCGCCGUACUUUCGCAAUAUUUUGCUGUCCAGUCUCGUCAAUGUGCCUUACCUCGUGGUCUGUUUCGACGAGGCGCUGAACGAGGUCACCCAGAAACAGCAAAUGGAUGUUCUCAUUAGAUACUGGGAUGCUGCUGACGACAGCGUGAAGACUCGCUACCUGACGUCUUGUUUCAUGGGUCACACGUGCACCGAAGACUUGGCGUCAGUGUUUCGUCAAGCGGUGCAGGAAAUCAAAGGAUCCAAAAUCCUGCAAGUGUCCAUGGACGGGCCAAAUGUUAAUUUUAAGUUUUUGCGGUCUCUGAAGGAAGAGCUUCGCGAGUCGGAUGAGAGGCAUAUCCUCGACAUAGGAAGCUGUGGCUUCCAUGUAAUCAAUGGUGCUUAUAAAGCUGGCCACGCUGCAUCUGGCUGGGAUUUGGUAUCAUUUCUUCGAAGCGCCUACAACCUGUUCAAAUGCAUUCCUGCACGUCGCGCUGACUUCGUCAGCCUCACGGGGUGCUCGAAAUUCCCCAUGAAGUUCUGUGCAAAAGUGGUGGAGAGAUUGCCGCUUAAGUACAAGUUCGCCGUGGGUGCAGGCUGUUUGGACCCUGUCUGUGCAUUGUCUUUGGAGGCUGGUCCCAGGCGGCUUACGCUGGCACUUGAAGUACUUUCCGAGCACCACUGGAUGACCGGCUUGCAAGCACAGCGAGCCCAUCGCUCCUACGUGAAGGCGAACGACAUCAGCAACGAAGAGAAGAAACGGGCCCUCCUCCUCAUGCUAUACGGCGGGGACACCUUCGAGACUGCGUGUGCGCUGGUCGCCCGAAAAACCCCUGGAGAGGUCAGCUUCAGCGAACUGGUCACACUUCUCCAGCGGCAUUUCAAUCCAAGACCAUCAGAACUUUACGGCCAGUACGUCUUCCAGCGACGAGACCAAAGCCCCGGCGAAUCGAUCAGCAGCUAUGUCACAGCCUUCAAGAGUUUGACAGAGGACUGCAACAUUGGUAUGCCAGCGGCUACCAUUCGCGACAAACAUCUCCAACAGCACCUCUUUGCUGAAAAGGAGCUGACGUUCCAACGUGCUUUGGAUAUAACCCUAUCAGCGGAGAGUGCGUCAAGGCAGCAGCGGGGAAUCAAAGCGGCAACAAACUCCGGAGAGGUCAACAAGGCCGCUCCAAACAAGCAAGAAUACGAGAAGCCGCCUUCCUGA